UCUGUUCUUCUUCUUGAAGUCAAGAAAUAAACAGAGCUAAAAUGUCUCUAGUCUCCUUUUCUCCAACAUCUCUUAAAUUCACCUUCUUCGCCAUUAUCAUCUCAGGUUUCGUUUUCAUCAUCACUCGAUGGAAUUCAAGGUCUAAGAAACGUCUAAACCUUCCUCCAGGUCCGCCAGGUUGGCCGGUGGUCGGAAACUUAUUCCAAUUCGCGCGCUCCGGGAAGCCGUUUUUCGAAUACGCAGAGGAGCUCAAGAAAACGUAUGGCCCGAUUUUCACACUGAGAAUGGGGACUCGUACAAUGAUCAUCCUCUCCGACGCGUCUCUAGUCCAAGAAGCUUUGAUCCAACGCGGUGCUCUGUUCGCUUCCCGACCCGCCGAGAAUCCGACCCGAACAAUCUUCAGCUGCAACAAAUUCACCGUCAACGCCGCUAAAUACGGUCCAGUGUGGCGAUCUCUGAGAAGAAACAUGGUGCAGAACAUGCUAAGCUCGACACGCCUCAAGGAAUUCGGGAGAUUGAGACAAUCCGCCAUGGAUAAGCUCAUCGAGAGGAUCAAAUCGGAAGCUAGAGACAACGACGGACUAAUCUGGGUUCUUAAAAACGCAAGAUUCGCUGCGUUUUGUAUUCUCUUAGAAAUGUGUUUCGGAAUCGAGAUGGAUGAAGAAUCGAUCGAGAAGAUGGACGAGAUUUUGAAAACUGUGUUAAUGACCGUUGAUCCACGAAUCGACGAUUAUCUUCCGAUUCUUGCUCCGUUCUUCUCUAAAGAAAGGAAACGAGCUCUCGAAGUUCGCCGUGAACAAGUCGAUUACGUUGUCGGAGUUAUCGAGAGACGAAGGAGAGCGAUUCAGAAUCCAGGAUCUGAUAAAACGGCGUCGUCUUUCUCCUACUUAGAUACACUCUUCGACUUAAAAAUCGAAGGUCGUAAAACGACGCCGUCUAACGAAGAGCUCGUGACUCUCUGCUCUGAGUUUCUCAACGGUGGUACUGAUACGACGGGGACGGCGAUCGAGUGGGGGAUAGCUCAGCUGAUUGCGAAUCCUGAGAUUCAAUCUCGACUCUACGAUGAGAUUAAAUCAACGGUGGGAGAUGAUCGUAGGGUUGAUGAGAAAGAUGUGGAUAAAAUGGUCUUUUUACAAGCUUUUGUUAAGGAGCUUCUCCGGAAACAUCCGCCGACUUAUUUUUCUCUGACGCACGCCGUCAUGGAGACGACGACGCUUGCCGGUUAUGAUAUUCCCGCCGGCGUUAACGUCGAGAUUUAUCUUCCGGGUAUAAGCGAGGAUCCGAGAAUUUGGAAUAACCCGAAAAAGUUUGAUCCGGACCGGUUUAUGUUGGGUAAGGAAGAUGCUGACAUAACCGGGAUAAGUGGAGUGAAGAUGAUUCCGUUUGGUGUGGGCCGUAGGAUCUGUCCAGGGCUUGCAAUGGCAACCGUACACGUGCAUUUGAUGCUUGCGCGGAUGGUUCAGGAGUUCGAGUGGUGUGCUUAUCCGCCGGGAAGUGAGAUUGAUUUCGCCGGUAAAUUGGAAUUUACGGUGGUGAUGAAGAAUCCGUUGAGACCUAUGGUCAAACCAAGGAUUUAAUCUUUAUUUGUUUUUUUUUAAAUAAGAAUAUCAACAUUAUUGUAAGGUGUGUUUGCUUAUAAACUUUUCAAGUACCC
This is a messenger RNA of Arabidopsis arenosa, 1654 nucleotides long. The record is from the annotation of a GenBank genome assembly. Lineage: Eukaryota; Viridiplantae; Streptophyta; Magnoliopsida; Brassicales; Brassicaceae.